Salvia hispanica is the source of this 1841-nucleotide messenger RNA. RefSeq names its product protein GRAVITROPIC IN THE LIGHT 1-like. Gene Ontology annotation, biological process: response to red or far red light; negative gravitropism. Lineage: Eukaryota; Viridiplantae; Streptophyta; Magnoliopsida; Lamiales; Lamiaceae. The record is from RefSeq and is a predicted model, not a curated record.
AUGAGCAGCUUCACACUCACAUCUCUCUUCGAAACCGUUGUGUUAUUACCCUUUCCAGUUUCCCCCAAAUCGGGCUUUAUAAACCCUAAUGAUUGAUGUCCCCAAUUCGCUCGCCUUUAUCUGAUUCAUCAAUGCCGGAAGCAGCAGCGUCACCAUCACUGCUGCUGCCUGCUCCGUUUUGAGCCUUCUGCGCAGAUCUUGGAUUAGGUUGGAUUUUUUUGGCAAAAUGGGAUUGGAUUCAGAUUAUCAGGGGAUGGAGUUUGCAGCUAGUUCUAAUAAACCCCUUAAACCCUCUGCAAAUAUAUCUGAAAUCGUGUCAAAAUUCGCCAAAGUUUGUAAAUUUAGAUCCAUUGGUGUAUUUCAUACGUCGGAGAGUGUAGACCACGGCCAUGUUUAUCCGGUGAUUGCUGGCGACAAUGCUCGUUUAACGGAUGGGGAAUGUGGCGAAUUUUGUGCCAAAAAAAUAUCUCCGGAGCGUGCUGUGUUACGUGUGGAGCUUGUGCAGCUGUUCGACACGCUUCUGGCGUUAAAAAUAGCAUAUGUGAAGCUCCAAGAAGCGCACAUUCCAUAUGAUCCGGUGAAAGUUAGAUUUGCUGAUGAAGAGGUUAUGUUUCAGCUCGAUACGCUUGGCAAGAUCAAGAAGGCUUAUGAGGAGAAGAAAGUGAAGGAAGCUAAUGCCUUUUCUGCUGGUUCGGCUCGUUUUCUUGCUGAAGUUAAUGUUAUGGAGCAGCAGCUGGAGAAGUUGAAGUCCCAAGCCAAGAAUAAGGGCAGGAAAGUUGCUAGUUUACGUAAAAAGCUUCAGGAGUUGGAAACGAAGAACACGAAGCUGGCUGAAGAGAUUGAGGAGCGCGAGAGGGAAAUGUUUGCGGGUUUGAAUCAUCAUUCGUUGGAGAGUUUUGUCAGGGCAGUUGGAAGAGCAAUUCAUGAUUUUGCAAAGCCGUUGAUUGCCUUGAUGAAACAUUCGGAUUGGGAUCUAGACCAAGCUGCCUACGCAAUACAAUCAUCGGUUGUAUACGCAAAGAGGUCACACAAGAAAUAUGCGUUCGAAGCUUAUAUAGCCAGAAGGAUGUUUCGUGGGUUUCUGCAACAGCCUUGCUUUUUAGGGAACAUUAUGAAGUUGGAUGACCCUAUCGUUGCGUUAACUGAAGACCCGCGAUCUAGUUUUGCCGAGUUUUGCAGGGAUAAAUACCUGCUAGUAGUUCACCCCAGGAUGGAGGAAUCAUUUUUCGGUGAUUUGGACCAUAGGAAUCUCGUGGCUAAUGGGAUUCACCCGUGUACUCCGUUUUAUCGUGCAUUUGUCAGAAUGGCGAGAUGCGUGUGGUAUUUGCAGGCACUGAUUGGUUAUAUCGAGCCUGAAGCUGAAAUCUUCGGUGUUAAGCAAGGAGCUGAGUUCGUGGAUGUUUACAUGGAGGUUGUGGACGAGCUCAAGGAGUACGAGGUUAUGGACAACGAAAGGUACAAAGUUGAGUUCAUGGUAAUGCCUGGUUUUAUGCUGAAGGAAAGUUUGAUUAGGUCUCAAGUAUAUGUUUCGAGAGGGGAGUUCUCAAAUGGAUGGCGCUAGGAAGAACGAGCGCGUUUAGGUACUGUAUGUGAGAACAUUUUGCAGUUUUUUCGCUCUUCGAUUGCAGUACUAGGCUGGGGAUCGGGCUGCAGCUUGGCUUAACGAGCAUAGUUGCAACCGGGUCGUAAAAUUAUCAGAAUUGAAUACAUACUCUGUAAUUACAGUAUCUGAAUCUGAUGCAACUUUGACAUGUAUAUAUAUUUUCAGAUUUGCUAUAUAUUAUAAUCUGAUUUUGUAUCAGAUGUUGGGUGAUCUUAUCUAUGGUUUUGAGUUUUUGGUA